CGAUAAUAUCAGCAUUAACUUCUUCUGUUUGACAGAGAAAAUACUUCAACUCUGUAUUCGCGUAUAUAUUUUUUUUUUAUUUUGUAUGGGAUUGUUUUUCUCUGCAAUGUGAUUGGAAAUUUUGAAACAAAGUGGACAUGAAUAAAUCUAAAGGAAAUCAUUCUGGACGAAACAAAAAUAAUUAUAAAAAACAAAACAAAAGGAAACCAACAGAACAUCAAGAAGAAGGAAUUGAAGAUUGCAUAGAUAAACUAACUCUUGAAGAGGAACAUCUGCAGUUGCCUGAAGAUUAUCGGUAUCAUAUUGAUGUGCCUUUUCCGGUUGCCAUGUGGGAUUUGGGUCAGUGUGAUCCCAAGAAGUGCUCUGGAAGGAAGCUUUCUCGCCUAGGUUUAAUCAAAACUUUACGCUUGGGUCAAAGAUUCAAUGGAAUUAUUUUAAGUCCUAUGGCUAAAAAAUGUGUUGGGCCUCAAGAUAAAGAAAUCAUCAUGGAACAUGGGGCAGCUGUUGUUGAUUGUUCUUGGGCAUGUCUUGAACAAACUCCUUUCUCUAAAAUGAAAGGCAACCACUUACGUCUCUUGCCUUAUUUUGUAGCCACCAACCCUAUUAACUACGGAAAACCAUGCAGCUUAUCAUGUGUAGAAGCUUUAGCUGCAGUCUUUUAUAUUACAGGAUUUAAUGAACUAGCUGAAUCUUACUUGAAACAAUUCAAGUGGGGCCACACCUUUCUGUCGGUAAAUGAAGAACUUUUAUCUUCAUAUGCCUCUUGUUCAUCAUCAGAAGAGAUUUUAUCUAUACAAGCUGCUUAUUUGAGAAAACUUGAUGAAGAGCGCCAUGCUGAUAAAGGUGAAAUCGAUUGGCCAUCUUCUGGUGAUGACUCGGAAGAUGAAGAGGAAGAAGUUACAUAACUUCUAAGAAAUUGUAUAUAUUUCAACUGUAAUAAAUGUAUAUCUUUACAA
Argiope bruennichi is the source of this 956-nucleotide messenger RNA. RefSeq names its product 18S rRNA aminocarboxypropyltransferase-like. The record is from RefSeq and is a predicted model, not a curated record. Gene Ontology annotation, molecular function: rRNA small subunit aminocarboxypropyltransferase activity. Gene Ontology annotation, biological process: maturation of SSU-rRNA. The transcript is spliced from 6 exons. NCBI's taxonomy places the organism in Eukaryota, Metazoa, Arthropoda, Arachnida, Araneae, Araneidae. Bases 138 to 905 code for a protein of 255 amino acids.